Molecule: messenger RNA, 379 nt
Organism: Meloidogyne enterolobii
Lineage: Eukaryota; Metazoa; Nematoda; Chromadorea; Rhabditida; Meloidogynidae
Source: the annotation of a GenBank genome assembly
CUGCCAAAUGAUGUGUGUAUAUUUAUUUAUUUAUUUCUCUCUCUCCUCCUCCUACUCCGGAAGUCUUUUCUGUCCUUGUUCUUUUUUUUUGUUCUUUUUUCCUUACUUUUCUUCCUCUUCUUCAGCUGCCCCGCGUGAUUUAUUUGCCGUCGGGGCUUCUUUUGAUCUUCUUGGCGCUAAGCUAAAAUUUAUUUUCUUCCUCAUUUCAAAACUCUGCGGCCAACUCGUUGGCAAUUGUGAAUAUAUACUUAGGGAAGAAGAUAAACAGUUAGUAGUUGAUUUAGCCUCCUCGAAUUUUCAAAAAAAUUUAAUAAUAAUUCCCUCAGUUAUUUGUAUUUUCAAUUUCAAUUUAUUUUUAUUUAUUUAUAUAUACUUAUAA